UAAAACCAGAACAAGCUGAUAAAAGUGUUCACGCCGGGAAUAGGCCCGGGGCUUUUAUUCGGCCUUAGUCAACAUACUAAGGUGAACUAAAAGGUGGUGCACAAAAUCUCACACAGUGCUAUCGCUUAUGGUGUUAACGUCGAAGCGACCUAUUACGAGUCGAUGACGGUGUUCUUCAGUGAGAUAGAAGGCUUCACAAAGUUAACAAGCAAGCUACAUCCCAUGGGCAUCAUCUACGUUCUGAACGAAAUAUACGGCGAUUUUGACAAGUGUUUGGCAACGUAUGACGUGUAUAAAGUGGAGACUAUUCGAGACAGCUAUAUGGUCGCGUCCGGAGUACCUGAGCGUAAUCACAAGCAACACGCUGCGGAGAUCGCCAACGUGUGCAUGGACCUGAUGCGGAUAGCAAGCAAGAAGCACAUUCGUAGCGAUAUAAUGGUCAUUAUGGACUCGUCAGAAAUAACGACACUGCCGCUCCGUAUUGGGAUUCACUCAGGUCUGUGUAUGGCUGGCGUAGUAGGCCUGAAGAUGCCCCGGUACUGUCUCUUUGGCGACACAAUAAAUACGAGCUCCAGAAUGAUGACUAGUGGUCACGCCUCGAAAAUUCACAUAAGCGAAGCUACUAAAAAUCUUCUUGAUGAGACUUUUCCAAACCAGUUUACUCUAGCAGAGCGAGGUCUCAUUCCUAUCAAGGGAAAGGGAGAAAUGUUGACAUUCUGGUUGCAGUCUGGCCCCGGUCAGCCAAAACCAAAACCAGAACAGCUUCAAACGCCAGAGCAGCAGUAAAUGUUGAUUUGUGAUCUGUUAUAGGUGUGUGUGCGUGUAUGUGCGUGUGCGUGUACUUAUGCGUAUGCGCGUGU
Priapulus caudatus is the source of this 860-nucleotide messenger RNA. Its product is annotated as atrial natriuretic peptide receptor 2-like. Bases 163 to 786 code for a protein of 207 amino acids. Gene Ontology annotation, molecular function: guanylate cyclase activity; peptide receptor activity. Lineage: Eukaryota; Metazoa; Priapulida; Priapulimorpha; Priapulimorphida; Priapulidae. The record is from RefSeq and is a predicted model, not a curated record. Gene Ontology annotation, biological process: intracellular signal transduction; receptor guanylyl cyclase signaling pathway; cGMP biosynthetic process. The transcript is spliced from 6 exons.